CUCUGUCCCAAUCUCCUCCUCUUCUGCUUCUUCUUCUUUAUUAUGGCCAAAUUUCCAACUUUAAUUUCUUUUAAUUUUCCUAAUUAAACUACUUUAUUCCCACUUCAAGAAUUGUCUUUUUUCUUUUUGGUUUGGCAAGCUCAAAUUUGCAUCUUGUUUGCUACUGGGAACUGCAGGUGAUUUCUUCUCCUUUAUUGAGAGAUCUUCAAAGUAGUAAUACAAGUUAUAGCCAUGGCGUAUUGGAGCUUCAGGGAGAUAUUUAGUGUGCUUGCAGUUAGCUAAAAUGAAGACCACACAGGAUCUACAAAACACAACUGAGAAACAAUCUUCAACUCAGGCCUCUCAUGAAGCCCAAAGUGACCAGCAGAACAAUACAACAGAUACACCUGUAGCAGAUUCAGGUUCAGUUUCUGCAUCAGGCAAUGACAACCGGAAAGUUUCACGUGAAGAUAUUGAGCUAGUCCAAAACUUGAUUGAACGUUGCUUACAACUGUAUAUGAAUAAGGAUGAAGUGGUUAAAACACUUCUUAAUCGCGCAAGGAUAGAUCCCGGAUUUACAGCUCUUGUUUGGCAAAAAUUGGAAGAGGAAAAUGCAGAUUUCUUUCGGGCCUACUACAUUAGGCUUAAACUGAAGAAACAAAUCAUCUUGUUCAAUCAUUUGCUUGAGCACCAAUAUCAUCUGAUGAAAUAUCCUGUGCCUCCGAAGGUUCCAUUGACUCCGAUGCAGAAUGGGAUAAAUACCAUGCAAGUCAACAACUUACCCAUGGGAUACCCCGUCCUACAACAACCUCCGCAUCCGGCUACAGGUCAACCUCAUUUUGAUCCGAUGGGCAUGUCCAGUUGCCAUGUGGUUAAUGGUGUGCCUGCACCAAGCAACUAUCAUCCAAUGCAAAUGAGCUCUGGAAAUGAUAUGGUGGUAGAAACGAGUGCAUCCGAUGUAGCACCAGCAGUUCCACCUAGCAAUGCCAUGUCUGAUAUGCCUGUAAGCCCUGCAUCAGUAGCUUCCAGUGGCCACUUCCCCUUCACCGCUUCGGAGAUUUCAGGGAUGGGAAUUGACACAUCAGUGCUUGACUCUUCGUUCCCAUCUGAUGUAGCAAGUUCAGUAGGAUUGCAACUUCCACCAGAUAAUGGUGUUGGUAAUUCUAGAGAUUUGCUGAGAUCCUUGGAUCAGAUUCCUUGGGAUUUCAGUCUUUCGGAUCUAACAGCAGACUUGUCAAACUUGGGAGAUUUAGGAUCUCUAGGAAACUACCCUGGUUCCCCAUUUUUGCCUUCCGAUUCAGAUAUUCUGCUUGAUUCUCCAGAACAAGAAGAUAUAGUUGAGGAGUUCUUCGUUGAUGUUGAAGCUGCCCCAGGGCCUGCAGCAUGUCCUCAAUCAGAUGAAGAGAAGUCCUAGUUUAAGUUGACACGAACACGUGCUUAAUUCCAUAGCCAGAAUAAGGAGUUUGGCGUAAAAUGAUUGGAUCAGCUAAGAACAUUGAUUUACCUGUGGUAGGUAUGUCUAUGUAGUUAUUAACCCAACUUUUCUGGUGCCAAUGACUUACCUCGCUUUAUUCUUAUACUGAUCGAGUUGCACUAUUUUCUAUUCUAAUAGAUUUCACUUCCCUAGCUUGCGCGACUCGUCAUUUGUAGAAGCAAGUCAGGAUAUGUCAGUUUCAUUCCUUUUGAUAUUAUUAAGCUUGAAUCUUGGAUAUUGAACAUUAACAAUCAGAUAAAAUCUGUUAACCAUCU
Solanum verrucosum is the source of this 1728-nucleotide messenger RNA. RefSeq lists its product as uncharacterized. The transcript is spliced from 9 exons. The record is from RefSeq and is a predicted model, not a curated record. The coding region runs from base 284 to 1393 and encodes 369 amino acids. NCBI's taxonomy places the organism in Eukaryota, Viridiplantae, Streptophyta, Magnoliopsida, Solanales, Solanaceae.